AAACCCACAAGGAUUUAUGAUGAUAGAGAACAGCCUUGCCUCAUGACGGAAUAUGUGGAAAAAUAUCCCCAACAUGGCAACAUCCCUCCUCCCCAAAGCCUUAAGCCAAAGCAGGAGUACCAAGUACAUCGUGGGAAAAUGGAAGGAAUCACAACAUUUAAAUCUGAUUAUCUUCCAUAUGAUGUUGUGAAAAGACCUCUUCAGGUACAAGAAGAGUAUAAACCAAAACCUGGAGAGAUUGAUCUUGGAACUACAUACAAGAGAGAUUAUAAUCCUCAUAAAAUACAACCAGUGACAUUAGUAAGACCUUUAGAGAGAAAGCACAUUCAAAGAGGAAAACUAGACACCAUUCCAACCUAUCAAGGUAGUAGCACAUGUCACUUUUAGACAGAGAAAUGGGCAGCAGGAUGACUGUAUUAUGAAUGGCCUUGCUGGAAAGGUAGAGU
Alligator sinensis (Chinese alligator) is the source of this 446-nucleotide messenger RNA. Its product is annotated as stabilizer of axonemal microtubules 2. The record is from RefSeq and is a predicted model, not a curated record. The coding region runs from base 43 to 387 and encodes 114 amino acids. The transcript is spliced from 2 exons. NCBI's taxonomy places the organism in Eukaryota, Metazoa, Chordata, Crocodylia, Alligatoridae. Gene Ontology annotation, cellular component: ciliary basal body; centriole; axonemal microtubule. Gene Ontology annotation, molecular function: microtubule binding. Gene Ontology annotation, biological process: microtubule anchoring.